Molecule: messenger RNA, 501 nt
Organism: Necator americanus (New World hookworm)
Lineage: Eukaryota; Metazoa; Nematoda; Chromadorea; Rhabditida; Ancylostomatidae
Exons: 3
Coding region: 1-501 (166 amino acids)
Source: RefSeq, a predicted model, not a curated record
AUGACAUUCUUGUAUCCCAAUCAAGUGACUGGAAGGUGCAAGGGAGGUGGUUUAGAGUCGUCUCCACCUGUCCACUGCGGAGAACGCAACGUUCUCCCAAAAACUCAUGGAACUAGAGGCUUGCGACCUGCCCAUGGAGCAAAACCUGGCACGAUAGCGCCAGAAAAGACGGGGUUGCAGGAGUCAUAUAGGCUACUGAAACGGAAAAGGGCUGGGAUGAUGAUCUGUACUGAUAACGCACGUACGUUUGCAUUGGAAGCGGCCAUCGAAGAUCUGAUGAUGCAAGCCAGGAAGUUUCGUCAACAGAGCCCUCGUCAACACGAAUAUGCUGAAGAACUCCAGCCCCGGCUACAAGCCCGGUCGAACUUCUGGUCGAGUCGAUUUUUGCUCAAGAACUCCAGCCUCAGCUCCAAGCCCGGUCGAACUGCACGUCAUCAAACUGUCGAAGUGGACGUCAUCUCGAAGGACGGUGCUACCUUGGACUAUGCAGCGAAAGCUUGA